UCAAAAAACACUAAUUACAGGCCGAACAUCUGCAAAAGGUUAUUGAUCUCCAAAACGGUGAGCUAAGAAUUCGCGAUCACCUCAUCGCGCAACUCUCCGACGUAUUAAAACCCUGCUUCAUGCAAUUGCGCGGGCACGGUUUCGCAACGGAAGGGUUAAUGUCUAAAUAUAACGAGCUAAAGCGCAAUCUGCAAGGGAUACGUACGGUGUCGUGGAGCGACGAUUACUUCCCAGACGCGGACUACGGCGUGAGCUCGACAACCGUCGAGGACAGUGUGGCGGGUGCCAAGAGGAAAUACAGUGAAGAGACAGAGUUAGAUAAUACAUUCACCCUUCCCCCCAAGAAGUCGACCGCCGAUGGUGCUAUGAAUACGACAAAAGUUCUCGACACUCUCUCUGUUAGUAGCAAUGAUGUGGUGGUGGCUGACGCAACCUAUGCUUAUCUGCCUAUCGACGACGAGCCGCUAGAAGACGAAGUGUUCGACAAACAAACGGUACAACUGGAUGCAAAUAAAAAUACUCGUAAUGUUUGCGCCGAAGGUAUGAUGUUGAAAGUCACUAAACCAAAACUGAUCAAAUCGCCACUUCUAAAUAAGAAUCAAAAUUCAGGACAAAAAACGGCAAAGCGAUUGUUGACACAUGCGCCAGGAAGAUCACCUUUAACCGUAGGAUCCAGAGUUUCGCCACGCUUACAUAAAGAAAAUAGAAUUCCCCAUACCACAAAAUCUGCAAUCAGUGUACGCAAAUUGUCAGAUAAGAAUGUUAAUAUAAAAUCGAAAUUGUCCGCACAUUCUACGUACACAUCGACCAGUCGAAUAUAAUGUAACAAUAAGUUAAGAUUUUAUUUUUUUAUAUAGAUAUUUAAUGUUUGUCUUUUUUUAAUGUAUAAACCACUAAUAUGUACAGUUGAAGAAAUAAAAGUAUUGUAUGUUUUGCAAA
Molecule: messenger RNA, 939 nt
Organism: Photinus pyralis (common eastern firefly)
Lineage: Eukaryota; Metazoa; Arthropoda; Insecta; Coleoptera; Lampyridae
Exons: 7
Coding region: 120-821 (233 amino acids)
Source: RefSeq, a predicted model, not a curated record